Molecule: messenger RNA, 1228 nt
Organism: Arachis stenosperma
Lineage: Eukaryota; Viridiplantae; Streptophyta; Magnoliopsida; Fabales; Fabaceae
Product: glucose-6-phosphate 1-dehydrogenase, chloroplastic-like
Biological process (GO): glucose metabolic process; pentose-phosphate shunt, oxidative branch
Cellular component (GO): chloroplast stroma
Molecular function (GO): glucose-6-phosphate dehydrogenase activity; NADP binding
Source: RefSeq, a predicted model, not a curated record
GUUCUUCUUUCUUUCAACUGUGGAAUAAAACAUGGGAAGGGGAAAGAUAGAGAUAAAGAAGAUAGAAAACACGACGACGAGGCAAGUGACGUUCUCAAAGAGAAGGAACGGACUCCUGAAGAAGACCAAGGAGCUCUCUGUCCUCUGUGACGCCCAGAUUGGACUCAUCGUCUUCUCCAACACUGGCAAGCUCUUCCACUACUCCUUUCACCCCUACAGGAUGGAUCAAAUAUAUGAUAUAAACAUGCAAAUUUUAUGGAAGAAGAUUUUUCCAGCACUCUUUGCUCUUUACUAUGAAGAUUGGCUACCUGAGGUCCUGAACAGGCUUAACAUUAAACAACUGGCAAGACCAUUGCAUCUGAGGCUUUGGUUUUUCUAAAUGUUAUUGCAGAAUUUCAUUGUGUAUGGUUAUGCUUGGACCAAAAUGACCGAUGAAGAAUUAAGGAAAAUGAUUAGCAGAACUUUAACAUGUAGAAUUGACAAGAGGAAAAGUUGUGAAGACAAAAUGGAUCAAUUCUUGAAAAGAUGUUUUUACCAUUCUGGUCUGUAUAACUCUGAGGAUGAUUUUUCAGACUUGGACUCCAAGCUGAAAGAAAAAGAGGGUGAAAAAGAUUCAAACAGGCUAUUUUAUUUGUCAAUACCUCCAAAUAUAUUUGUGGAUGUGGUGAAAUGUGCUAGCCUCAAAGCUUCUUCAAGAAAUGGCUGGACAAGGGUUAUUGUCGAAAAGCCAUUUGGCCGCGACUUGGAAUCAUCAAGUGAGCUAACAAGAUGUCCCAAGCAGUACCUAGCUGAAGAACAAAUAUUCAGGAUUGACCAUUACUUGGGGAAGGAGCUUGUGGAGAAUCUAUCAGUGCUUUGUUUUUCAAAUCUUGUUUUUGAACCUCUAUGGUGCCGGAACUACAUUCGAAAUGUGCAGCUAAUAUUUUCAGAGGAUUUUGGAACAGAAGGAAGAGGAGGUUAUUUUGAUAACUAUGGAAUCAUUCGCGAUAUAAUGCAAAAUCACCUUCUGCAAAUACUAGCCUUGUUUGCAAUGGAAACUCCUGUGAGCUUGGAUGCCGAGGACAUCAGAAAUGAAAAGGAGAAGGUUCUUAGAUCAAUGAGACCAAUUCAGUUAGAAGAUGUUGUUGUUGGUCAAUAUAAGGGCGUGCUUUUCAUUGACAAUGCAAGAUGGGAUGGAGUUCCUUUUCUCAUGAAAGCUGGCAAGGCUCUCCAUACUAAACGAUAUUAA